Molecule: messenger RNA, 1939 nt
Organism: Drosophila serrata
Lineage: Eukaryota; Metazoa; Arthropoda; Insecta; Diptera; Drosophilidae
Gene: Or2a
Product: Odorant receptor 2a
Biological process (GO): detection of chemical stimulus involved in sensory perception of smell; sensory perception of smell
Cellular component (GO): plasma membrane
Molecular function (GO): odorant binding; olfactory receptor activity
Source: RefSeq, a predicted model, not a curated record
AGACCAUCCAUCUAUCCACCUGACAAGUAACCCUGAACGUAGCCUCAUUUAGCGAGAGAAUUAUGCGUAAAUGAUAGUAAUAAAUGGUAGAAAUUUCCCCAAUUAAAUACUAAACUCGGAUAGUGAGGACCACGUAGCAGUAGCACCAAACAAAUAGAAUCAGUUAACAGGAGAACCCUUAUUAGCAAUAUUAUCCUCACAAAUUAGGAGAGAAACAGAAGGAGGAGUAGCUGUGGUAGUUCUAAGACCUCGGACUUGGGGAACGACGACGACGACGCCGACUCGUAACUCAGAGGACAAGGAGGUGCCGGCACUUGACCCUCUCUCAGGUAGUCGUAAUAGGGAUUUCGAGACUAAAUAUUUAAGCACCUUGGCCCCUUGACCCUACUUGUCAGGUGCUCUGUAGGCGCCCAGCUGUUAGUUGAUUCAUACCACUUACACCACAGCACAAGACCAACUCCUCCCUACCUCCCCACCACCACUCAUGCCUCCACCCCCAAAUGAAUGCCGAAUGCAGAAUAAAGUGAAAGAUUUCAAACAUUAAACAAAUAUGGACACAACUUUCCUGGGGCAUCAUUAUUCCGGCCAAGCCAGGUCCAUGUUCCCAGCCACUUAGCCAAAACUUUGAGCUAUGUAAUGACCGAAAAUCCAAACUGGAGGAGUAUAAAAGUGAGACAAAGGAAUGAAAGAAUCCAAAGGCACGUGGGAUCAUGACGGACGCAGAACAGGAACAGCCGGAGCUGGACACUCACAGUGCUGUGCACUACCACUGGCGAGUUUGGGAGCUAACCGGACUGAUGCGGCCCAAGGGCAUCUCUGGCGUGAUAUAUGCGGUCUACGCGAUCUUGAUCAAUGUGGUGGUUACCAUCCUGUUUCCGCUGAGCCUGAUGGCCCGACUAUUCUUCACGCACAACAUGCAGGAGAUGUGCGAGAACCUGACCAUAACCAUCACGGACAUCGUAGCAAAUCUGAAGUUUGUCAAUGUGUAUCUAGUGCGGGAGCAGCUGCACGAAAUCCGCGUCCUGCUACGCCGCCUGGACGCCAGGGCCAAGGAGGUGGGCCAUCCAGAGGAGCUGGCUGCGCUGCGGAGCGAGGUGGAGAUUGCCAAGAGCGGCUUCCGCUACUUUGCCCGCAUCUUUGUGUUCGGAACCACACUCAGCUGCAUCCGGGUGGCCAUCGCGCCGGAACGCCAGCUCCUGUACCCGGCCUGGUUCGGCGUGGACUGGCAACGCUCGACCAGGGCCUACGUCGUCAUCUACAUCUACCAGCUCUUCGGCCUGAUCGUCCAGGCCGUGCAGAACUGUGCCAGCGACUCGUUUCCGCCGGCCUAUCUCUGCCUGCUCACUGGCCACAUGCGUGCCCUGGAGCUGCGGGUGCGUCGGAUUGGCUAUGAUUCGACUGAUGUAAUGGAGCCAAGAUGGUCCGGGAGCGGGGACGGUGAGGCCUGGCAACGCCAGAUGCACACGAAGCUGAUCGAGUGUAUUCAGGAUCUGAUCCUGAUCUACCGGCUGCGCAGCAUCAUCCAGCGCAUCCUGUCCGCGGCCUGCAUGGCCCAGUUCGCCUGCUCCGCUGCCGUCCAGUGCACCGUGGCAAUGCAUUUCCUGUAUGUGGUGGAUGACAACGAUCUAUCCGCCAUGAUCUUGUCGAUCGUCUUUUUUGCUGCAGUCACUCUUGAGGUGUUCAUUAUCUGCUACUUUGGCGACAGGAUGCGGUCGCAAAGCGAGGCCCUGUGCGACGCCUUCUACGCCUGCAACUGGGUGGAUCAACUGCCCAGGUUCAAGCAGGACCUGCUCUUCACGUUGGCCAGGACGCAAAGGCCAUCAAUGAUCUUUGCCGGAAACUAUAUAUCACUCUCAUUGGAGACGUUCGAAGAGGUCAUGAGGUUCACCUACUCCGUAUUCACGCUCCUCGUAAGGGUGAAGUAAGCUAGAAAGCUGCU